Molecule: messenger RNA, 1167 nt
Organism: Parnassius apollo (apollo)
Lineage: Eukaryota; Metazoa; Arthropoda; Insecta; Lepidoptera; Papilionidae
Source: the annotation of a GenBank genome assembly
UUGAAUACGUUCAGGAAUAUUUUAAUUCCAAUUAUUAAAAAGAAGUGGUCGAAUAAAUAUAAGGUUCUGAAGUUAUGUGAACUACGUGAGAAGAGUACAUUAUGUGUAAUUAUCGGUACACUUUUCAAACAUCAACAGCUAAAGCCGAGCAUACUGAAAGAGCUUUCCGACCAGCUAGAGAUUAUCCCGCAGCCUAUAAGAACUCAUUUUGUCCACGAGUCUGAUAGUCUUGUUCUAGAAGAUGAGCUCCAAAGGAUCAAAUUGUCUAAUAACUGCAUUGAUGUACAUGAAAUAGUCACUGGUGUUGUUGUCGCCAUCCUUGGUUCAGAAGAUGAAGAUGGGGUAUUUACAAUUAAAGAUGUGUGUUGGCCUGAAUGUAACAUACAAAAGCCUCUACCAGAGUUAAGCAGCGAUAGAUAUGUAGUCUUUAUGUCAGGUCUUAAUAUGGCAUCUAAGUCAGCUGAUCAUUUGUUCUCUUUAAAUUUAUGCCUUGAAUGGUUGUCUGGUUUUUGUGGUACUUCAGAAUACCAAAAAGAUAUUUCUAAGAUUGUAAGGGUGAUUAUUGCAGGUGGUAUAUUCGCAAAUCACUCAAAUGAAAUUACGUUAAAUGAGUCUGAUGUAAUAGCUUCGGCUGAAGUAGUAGACUCCUUUUCUGCAGCUGUAAGUGCAGUAGCACCUUUAGAUUUGAUGCCAGGGUGCAAAGACCCGUCUGGCAUUAUGUUACCUCAAAAACCAUUUCACUAUUGUCUUUUUCCAAAAGCUGUGGAGUACAAGUCGUUUAAUAGAGUUUCAAAUCCAUAUGAAUGCGAAAUUGGUGGUUUCUUGUGUCUAGGUACGUCAGGUGAACCAGUGAAAGACAUUAUGAAGUACAGUAAACUUGAUAAUCAUUUAGAAAUAAUGAAAAAGACAUUACAAUGGCGUCACAUAGCUCCAACUUGCCCUGAUACUGUGCCUUGCACACCUUGUACAGAAACUGAUCCAUUUACAAUGUACAAUUGUCCUGCUGUGUAUUUCAGUGGAAAUUGUAAAGAAUUUGCUACUGAUCUAUAUAAAGGAGAAGAAGGCCAAAUCGUAAGGAUUGUAUGUGUUCCGGACUUCUGUGAUACGAAAACUAUUGCCAUUGUUAAUUUAAGUAAUUUGGAGUGCCACAGUAUGAUUUUCUCAUAA